AUGGACCCCUUUAGAAUCAUCAUCGUAGGCGGCGGAAUCGCCGGCCUAGCAGCCGCAAUUGCUCUCCGCGCCGAAGAUCGAGAAAUUACCAUUCUCGAGCAAUCCCCCAUUAACAAAGAAAUCGGCGCCACGAUCUCCCUCCAACCCAAUGCUUCGAAGAUAGUCGAGCAACAAUGGGGUCUCUCCACCCUGCUCCGUGCCCAUGGAUCUAUGGUCGACGAGGCGUUCGAGAUCUACAACACGGAUGGGGAAAUGCAAAUCCACAUUUCGCUGUCGACGAGCGAGAAAUACGGCGCCGAGAGGAUGAUGUAUCAUCGCGCGGAUUUGCACUCUGUGCUCAGGCAUAGAGCCACGGCGGCAGAGUACCCCGGGCGGCCGGUCACCGUGAGGGUUUCGUCGAGAGUGGUGGGAUGUGACUGCCAGGACGGGCGGGUGGAGCUGGAAAACGGGGAAGUGAUGCAGGCUGAUUUAAUUAUCGGAGCUGACGGAAUCAAGAGCUCCCUUCGAAAGGCCGUGCUUGGGGAGGACGUCGAGGCGAAGAGGACAGGGCUAUCCGCAUAUCGAAUGAUGGUUCCGACGGAGGAGCUACAGAAAACCGACUUCGCCGAUGUGAUAGAUCCUUGCAGGGCGUGCACGACCAUGGUGAUGGGAAUGGAUCGUCGGUUGAUUAUGGGUCCGGCGAGAAAUGGCUCCAUCUAUGGCGUCGUGGCCCUUGUCCCGGACGAAAGUAUGCAGGAAUCUUCGAGUAACACGAGUUGGACCACGGCUGGAGACCGGACUAAAAUGCUGGAUACGUUUUCCGGUUUCCCGGAGUGGGCGCAAAGGCCGCUGCAGCUUGCCGGUGAGGUCGGACUAUGGCAGCUGCGUGAUUUGGAUCCCUUGCCUACUUGGUAUCGAGGAAGAGCGUUACUCAUUGGCGAUGCGGCACAUGCGAUGUUGCCGACUCAAGGCCAGGGCGCCAGCCAAGCGAUUGAGGAUGCGGAAGCAGUCGGUGCUUUCUUCGCCGGAUUUGAAGGGAAGAACGACCCGAAGUCGGUUGAUGAGAUUGAAGGGCUCAAUAGAGCCGUCUAUGAAUGUCGGUAUAAACGGGCAACCACCAUCCAGGCUUAUAGUCGACAAGCCGCAAAGCCAGCGACUGAGCCAGGAGAUGCAAGAGUGAAGAUGAGUCCGGCGGAGUUCAUGGACUACAAUUGCUCGUAUGGAGGAGCGAUGGACUGGUCUCAGAGGCAGAAGGCAGAGGUAGUCGCAUAG
This is a messenger RNA of Aspergillus melleus, 1251 nucleotides long. RefSeq lists its product as uncharacterized. Lineage: Eukaryota; Fungi; Ascomycota; Eurotiomycetes; Eurotiales; Aspergillaceae. The record is from RefSeq and is a predicted model, not a curated record. Gene Ontology annotation, molecular function: monooxygenase activity; FAD binding. The transcript has 2 exons. The coding region runs from base 1 to 1251 and encodes 416 amino acids.